AUGAGGCCUUCGGUGCGUAUUCACGAACUCGUCGUGCACAUAAACUACUGCGCGAAGCAGCUAGGAUUGGAUCUGCUGGCGCCAAAGCUUAGGUUCGUCUUUCGCACCUGGAUCACAAUGUUUGCGCCUGUAAGCUAUCUGAUAUUUGGCGUCUAUUGGACAUUCAGGGAGACGCAGCAGCAUUGGAUGGAUGGACUAAGGGCCAGCAUCAUGUUGGGUGGUCUCAUCAAUGGGAGCAUCGAGCUGCUCACUUUAAUACAGAAUCAUUUGCUUAUGAGGAAAAUGUUGAACUACACCAUUGAAAUCUUUGCAGACUAUGAGAGUCGCGGUGCGGAUUAUUGUGCUGCUCUCAACUUUGGCGUUGAUCGGAUUCUGAAAAUACGACGCAUAAUACGCAUUGGUUACGUUGUAUCAUUUUUGGUGAUGCUCGCGGUGCCCUUGCUAUUUCUAGUCUACAAUGGCACUCGUGUCACAGUCAUUCAGUACGAGAUUCCUGGUCUGUCGUUGGAGAAUAACUUUGGCUACACGCUCACAUACUUGCAGCAAAUGAUAGUGUCCGUUGUGGGUGGAAUCGGCUUCUAUAUGGGCGAUUUGCUGGUUUUGCUCGCUUUAGUCCAGAUCCUCACAUUCGCGCAUAUUUUGCAAAUAAAAGCAAAUGUCCUGAAUGAUGCACUGAAUCAUAAGGAGCAGUCGAGAAUCGAAGCUCAAGUGGGUGGCUAUGCAGAUAAUGGAAUACAAUCUCUUCUCUUAGAUUUAAUCAAGUGGCAUCAGUUGUUUAUCGCAUACUGUCGCGAUGUCGAGAAUACCUAUCACAAUAUGAUCGCUGCUCAAGUUCUCUCCUCGGCCAUUUCGAUUCUGCUUUGCUUUUGCGUGAGCCUAAACGGAUUCCAUAUGAUAUCCACCAUCUACCUAUUUGUCAGCACCUACUCAAUGUUGGUCUACUGUGUUUACGAUCAAGUGUAUGACAGCCUGUGCAGCAUAAGCUGGCAGGAACUAAGAGCGGAUCAGCGCAAAUUAUUUGGCUUGAUGCUGAAGGAGGCGCAGAAUACGCAAACCAUGACAAUGAUCGGCAUUCUGCCACUGAGCAUGCGUACAGCCCUGCAGGCAAGUGUACAGGAUAUAGCCAGCACAACUUAUUAA
Messenger RNA from Drosophila novamexicana, 1140 nucleotides. RefSeq names its product putative odorant receptor 83c. Gene Ontology annotation, cellular component: plasma membrane. Gene Ontology annotation, biological process: sensory perception of smell; detection of chemical stimulus involved in sensory perception of smell. The record is from RefSeq and is a predicted model, not a curated record. The coding region runs from base 1 to 1140 and encodes 379 amino acids. The transcript has 3 exons. Gene Ontology annotation, molecular function: odorant binding; olfactory receptor activity. Lineage: Eukaryota; Metazoa; Arthropoda; Insecta; Diptera; Drosophilidae.